AUGACGAUCACCAAGCGCGUGCAGAAGGAGCUGGUGCAGGCCGUGCCGCCCGCCGAUUCGCAGCUGCUCAAGACGCUGCGCAAGAGCUCGCGCGCUCAGCGAGCGGCGGCGGCGCACAAGACGCGCACCGCCGCCGAGAAGAACAAGGGCAAGGCCUGGACGCGCGAGGAGCACGAGCGCUUCCUCGUGGCGCUGGACGUGUUCCCGUCGGGGCCGUGGAAGGCCAUCGCCGACUACGUAGGCACCAAGGACUCGCGCCAGACCAUGACGCACGCGCAAAAGUACCGCCAGAAGCACGAGCGCCAGCAGCGCGGGCUGCGCAAUAAGACCAAGGCCAAGAAGACC
Molecule: messenger RNA, 345 nt
Organism: Phytophthora sojae
Lineage: Eukaryota; Oomycota; Peronosporomycetes; Peronosporales; Peronosporaceae
Exons: 1
Molecular function (GO): DNA binding
Source: RefSeq, a predicted model, not a curated record